AUGUGUUUGCCUGACAAAGCCGAGAGCAUGCAUCACAACUUUUGCAAACAGAAGGAGCCCGUUUCUGACAGGAAGUUGAGAGAGGCCCAGGUGCGCAUCGAGGAGCUGGAACCCGAGGCUGAGGAGCGGCUGCCCGCGGCGCCCGACGACCACUGGAAAGUCCUGUUUGAUCAGUUUGAUCCUGGGAACACGGGCUUCAUCAGCACAGGCAAGUUCCGAAGCCUCCUGGAGAGCCAUAGCUCCAAGCUGGACCCACACAAAAAAGAGGUGCUCCUGGCUCUCGCUGACAGCCAUGCAGAUGGGCAGAUCUGCUACCAGGAUUUUGUCAACCUGAUGAGCAACAAGCGUUCCAACAGCUUCCGUCAGGCCAUCCUGCAAGGCAACCGCAGGCUGAGCAGCAAGGCCCUGCUGGAGGAGAAGGGGCUCAGCCUGUCGCAGCGGCUGAUUCGUCAUGUGGCCUAUGAAACCCUGCCCCGGGAGAUUGACCGCAAGUGGUACUAUGACAGCUACACCUGCUGUCCCCCACCCUGGUUCAUGAUCAUGGUCACGCUGCUGGAGGUUGCUUUUUUCCUCUACAAUGGGGUAUUGCUGAAUCAAUUUGUGCUGCAGGUGACCCAUCCACACUACCUAAAGAACUCACUGGUUUAUCAUCCCCAGCUCCGGGCUCAGGCUUGGCGCUACCUGACAUACAUCUUUAUGCAUGCAGGGAUAGAACAUCUGGGACUUAAUGUCGUGCUGCAGCUGCUAGUAGGGGUGCCCCUGGAGAUGGUACAUGGAGCCACCCGCAUCGGGCUUGUCUAUGUGGCCGGCGUUGUGGCAGGGUCUCUGGCUGUGUCUGUGGCUGACAUGACUGCCCCUGUUGUGGGCUCUUCUGGAGGGGUGUAUGCGCUCGUCUCUGCCCAUCUGGCCAACAUUGUCAUGAACUGGUCAGGUAUGAAGUGCCAGUUCAAGCUGCUUCAGAUGGCUGUGGCCUUGAUCUGUAUGAGUAUGGAGUUUGGACGGGCUGUGUGGCUCCGCUUCCACCCAUCGGCUUAUCCCCCAUGCCCUCACCCUAGCUUUGUGGCACACUUGGGUGGCGUGGCUGUGGGCAUCACUCUGGGCGUGGUGGUCCUGAGGAACUAUGAGCAAAGGCUGCAAGACCAGUCACUGUGGUGGAUUUUUGUGGCCAUGUACACCAUCUUUGUGCUGUUCGCUGUCUUCUGGAACAUCUUUGCCUACACUCUGCUGGACUUGAAACUGCCACCGCCCCCCUGAGGGGCUGGAGGACUGGGGUGGGUGGGGGAGGCAGCAUCUAGAAGGGAGCACCUGUGUCUGUUUCUUAUCACCAGCUCAGUGAGAUCAGGGAGAAAGCAAGCAUGAAGACUGAGCUGCUAUGGUAUGUGUUUAUACUGGGCAGACACUGGAGACUUUCACCUGAAAGGUGUUGAUGGAGGUGCAAGGUACAGGUGUUGUCAAUAUUUUCCUAGGCUGCUCUGACAUCAGGCCAGUGUGAAUGUUUGGGGUAGGGUGAGAGUAACCAUGCCCAGGGCUGGAUUCCAUGUUCCAAGUGCUUCCACAUACUCCUUUCCCCUCAUCUUCCACAUUCAGAGACCCCUGAAGACACGAGGAAGCCCUGAGAGUCGCUACAGCCAGGCAGCUCUUCCCCAGCCCAGAGAUUUGGCAGGCCAGGCAGUGUUUCCCUCCACAGCCUGGUGUUUGGAGGAGUCUGGGAUCAGAAGGAGGCCUGCCUGGUGGAGGCUAUGUUGGCUUUGACCUUGGAACCAGGGUUUCCUCCUGGGCCUGCAAUUGAGUGCUGGAACAUGAUCUUCAGGGCUUAUGCUGAACAUAGUAGAAGGAUACUGAAGGCCAGUAUGGCCUAUGAAAGGGCCCAGUUUGGUGGGAGUAAACUUCAUCAAGUUGCCUCUGAGGAAAGCCUGGAGCCAAUUUUUAAACUUCUCCCUCUUUGCCAUCCAAAGUGCUGGUAUCUCACACUAGUACCCACAUCUGUGCCCUGUGUAGACUUCAGGGUCUUUCUUUCCUUUCUGCUGCUGACUCUACUUGGUGCCUCUCCUUUGGGCAUGGAGAGAGAGAGAGAGAGAGAGAGUACACCUAUGUGUGUGUACACCUAUGUGUGCCUGUGUAGUGGCAAAGACAAUAUGAGGCAAGUUGGAGCUUACACAGGAAGAGCAUGGGGAGACAGUGGGGGGCAUCCAGAGCAUCCAUAUAGAAGGAGAGAAGAUACUGGGAAGGUUGAGCCAUGGUGUGGGGUGUAUCCCCAAUGUCUUGGAUUUUGUUUUAGCACAGCUUGCCCUUGUUUCCCAUCUCCUGUCCCUUCCAGACACUGCCCUGAACAUGAUGGGUAUAAGAAAACUGUUCUUGAUGAAGGGAGAUGUUGGACUCUACCAAGGGCUCUUAGGCUGCCAGGAGGAAACCUCUCAGCUGCUUUCCACUCCUGUUUCCCUCUGGGAUGGUCCUAUAUCCAAAAAUGCCUCCCAUCGAGGGGACUUUUUUGGGGGGUGAUGCCCAAGGGGCUGGGACAGGACUACCAAGGCCAUAUUCUAAAUGAGGCUGCUGUAAAAGAAAUUAACGGAUGUAGAUAACUGCUCUGGAGAAUUGGUGGGCGUUAGGUAAUUGUCCACGGUGAGAGCAGCCCAUAGACUUGGGUGCUUAGUGUUAAGUCCACCCUUGCCUUCAUGUCACAGGCAGGAAAUUUAGGGAAUGACCUUGUCCAUAUCCCCGCGACCCCAGGUGUUAGGGUAGGAGUCUGGAGGGAAAGCCCUGACUUCCAGCAGGAUCCCCAGCAGCCUCUUCCCACCUAGGAAGAGAAGGGAUGCUCCAACUAGCAGUAGCUGAUGCUGCUGCAAGCCCAGAGUGAAUAUGUCAAUGACAAAAUAUUCCCUUACAACUUCCUUGGUGGCUCUCAGCCUCUGAUAAAACUGCUGGUCAGGGAGGUGAGGGACAGAGUUCAUGCAGAAGCAAGUGCAGGAAUGUGGGAACUGCCUUCCACCAGCACUACUCCCAGCAGAGCCCUUUGUGUGAUGAGAUCUGGAGUCUGCCAGGCCAGGCAUUGGGAACUAUGGCCACUGUAGUCUUCUGGCCUGGAGAUGACAUGGAUAUGGAAAGGAUCUUUCUACCCAGGAACAUGCCCACUCGCCACAUUGUCUACCAACCCCUCCCUGAUCUUUGCCCACAACUUGGUUGCCCUGCCCCCAAUGUAAAGGUCCUGCUACACUGGAGCCCACUACCACACUGAGGCCCCUUUGGCUGAGCUGCAUCAGGCUGGAGACUUCUGUGCCUGGCUUGCUGUUCUCUGUCUGGAAGAGACAAGGAAUGUAUAUGGAGGAGUCAGAUUCUUGGGAGAAGAGACUGAGGCUCUGCAGUUAGAGCCAAGAUUUCCGUGAAGUUCAAGGGGGCCAGGACUUUCUCCUUUAGGCUGCAGCCUUGGCUAAGCCAGAGAGUGCUGUUACUUUCUAGGGUGGAGGGAAGCCGCUAGUGCCCUGCAGGGAAUUUCCCUCUAGACUUCUAUUUUGGCAGCAGGGG
This is a messenger RNA of Dipodomys ordii (Ord's kangaroo rat), 3519 nucleotides long. It is a transcript of the gene Rhbdl3, whose product is annotated as rhomboid, veinlet-like 3 (Drosophila). The record is from RefSeq and is a predicted model, not a curated record. NCBI's taxonomy places the organism in Eukaryota, Metazoa, Chordata, Mammalia, Rodentia, Heteromyidae. Bases 1 to 1254 code for a protein of 417 amino acids. Gene Ontology annotation, cellular component: membrane. The transcript has 10 exons. Gene Ontology annotation, molecular function: serine-type endopeptidase activity; calcium ion binding.